This is a messenger RNA of Camellia sinensis, 393 nucleotides long. The record is from RefSeq and is a predicted model, not a curated record. NCBI's taxonomy places the organism in Eukaryota, Viridiplantae, Streptophyta, Magnoliopsida, Ericales, Theaceae.
AUGGGGAAGAAUAAGAAGAUAGAGAGAGAAUGUAUCGGGGUUAGGCCAAUGAUGGUGUCGGUGAUGGAAUACGCGAUUAUGAUAACGAAGAUUGCAAUGGAAGGAACUAGUUUGUUAGAAAUGGCUGAAACAAAAUCAUCCAUGAGGAAACCAAUGUUCACUAAGGUUGAUCAGCUGCGCCCUGGCACCAGUGGACACAAUCUCAUUGUGAAGGUUGUUAGUUCGAAUAUGGUAUUACAGAAGGACCACCUAGAUGGUCCCCAAGUACGCCAAAUGCGGACUGCUGAGUGCUUGGUUAGAGAUGAAACUGGGACAAUCGUGUUUACUGCAAGGAAUGACCAGGGUAAUGUUCCUUCUGGUGAUUUGAUUAUUGUUCUUGGUGGGCUGGUUUAA